AUGUUGGCAUUGAAGAAGUAUGACCAGUUGAGUAUCACAUCCCGUCUUGAUAGGUUGUGGUACAAACUCCAACAUUUAGCAUCAACCUAUCAGGUCCUGGACACUUCCAAUCGCUACGUGGUCAAUCAGUUCAUGCAACUACACGAGCAACUUGUGGUCGAGGAACACAAGGUCACAUCACCACUCAUCCGCGAGAUGGACCUGACGCACGCCACCAUCUUAGAGAUUGUCAAAGAGUUGGCCGACAUUGACAACAUUGUCAAGGUGUCAUCAAAUGGUGCUGGUUCCGAGAUCAUGUGUGCGCCACGUAAUGGCGGUGAGGUUGUGGUCGGCAUGGACAGGGACCAACUCGCCCAGUCCAUCAAGGAGUGCAACAACAUAGAGACGUUCAUGGAGAUGGCAUUCCCGUCCACCGAGGAAAGUGAGCCUUGUAGUGAUCAUGAGUUGUUGACAAUCGUUCAACAAGCCCUCAAGCAGAUGGAUGUGUUGAGCUAUCCGGACACACAUCAGUUCCGCAUUAAGACUGACUGUCCCAAGCUGGGCGACAUCAAGCGACAGAUCCAGUCAUGCUUUAAGAUCAUCGAUUCUCACGAGUUCCACAACUCCACAUUCUCGUUUGGCCAGCAUGCAUGCUCGCUCUUCAAUCCAGCCACUCAGUGUGCCAUCGUGUUGAAGGAUGGUUUCAAACCCAGGACUGGCAUCCUGACCGCAAUGAUAUCAGCUCGCGAGUCUUUAUAUGUGUUUGGUGGCAUGGAGAGCCCUGGUACAUACUCACGCUUCACCCUGGCCGACCAUCAGUGGACAAAUGACAAUCCAAUGUCUGGCAUUGAGUCUGGAUACGGAAUAUCCGCAUGCUUUGACGGGGAUAAACACAUCUACUUGGUGGGCGGCAUGCAUCCAAAUGACAGCUACAUGAAUCGCGUGGACUGCUUCGACAUUGAGACCCAAAAGUUCCGGCAUAUUGGCCAACUACCAGUCAGCCUAGGCUCAGCACACACCUUCUUCCAUGAUGGCAAGGUGUAUGUGGUGGGUGGCUUCUACUCGACCAACAACCAGCAUGGUAUGAUCCUAUCGUUCAACAUAAACACGUUAGUCUGCGAAGUGAUUGUUAAUGGCCUGGACCUGGGCUCCAACGUGAUAUCAUGUUGUUUCGAUGGCGAUAGCAACGUGUACAUCUACACCAACUGCUUCUUUAGGGUGUCGCUGGUCAACAAGCUGCGAAACAAUCUGUCGCCAGUGACUGUAUCGCGCUCCAAUGGCUACCAUCAGGAGAGUCAAGUGCUGACUGGGCCCAACCUAAUCUUCUACGACAAGGAGUAUGGCAUCCUAUUCCUGCGAGGCAAGGGCAACAACUUCCAGUACUCUGUCACAGACAACAAGUGGGUCGCAUUGAGCGAUCACUAUCGCAACGAACUAAAUGACUAUGAGGCAGUGCGUCUAAUCCGCGACUGA
This is a messenger RNA of Acytostelium subglobosum LB1, 1452 nucleotides long. RefSeq lists its product as hypothetical. The transcript is spliced from 2 exons. The record is from RefSeq and is a predicted model, not a curated record. The coding region runs from base 1 to 1452 and encodes 483 amino acids. NCBI's taxonomy places the organism in Eukaryota, Evosea, Eumycetozoa, Acytosteliales, Acytosteliaceae. Gene Ontology annotation, molecular function: protein binding.